Messenger RNA from Staurois parvus, 252 nucleotides. NCBI's taxonomy places the organism in Eukaryota, Metazoa, Chordata, Amphibia, Anura, Ranidae. The record is from the annotation of a GenBank genome assembly.
CCCAGGAUCCUGCAUUCACUAUAUCUGGUCUCCCACAGACCCUGCAUUCACUAUAUCUGGUCUCCAACAGACCCUGCACUCACUAUAUCUGGUCUCCCACGGUACACAGAACAUGGAAAUGCAAUUAGUUUAGUAAAUAUAAACUGCUAAAUAUCUUUUCUCAUCAGCAGUUAGAGCAGUCUUGUGACUUCUAUCAGUGUCCAGCACAGCACUGGUUAAAAGCGUAUAGGAGGAGUUUUCAUUCUCCUCUAG